This is a messenger RNA of Coturnix japonica (Japanese quail), 15496 nucleotides long. It is a transcript of the gene HYDIN, whose product is annotated as HYDIN axonemal central pair apparatus protein. Gene Ontology annotation, molecular function: magnesium ion binding; thiamine pyrophosphate binding. The record is from RefSeq and is a predicted model, not a curated record. Gene Ontology annotation, biological process: cilium movement; axonemal central apparatus assembly. Lineage: Eukaryota; Metazoa; Chordata; Aves; Galliformes; Phasianidae. Gene Ontology annotation, cellular component: axoneme.
CGUUGGGCUCCCUGUUAUCCCAACGGCUCCCUGCCCUGCUCCUGUCCUCCUGGCUCAUCCAGAGCCUCCGGGGCUGUUUGUGCGGCAGUAGUGGGUGCUGCACAAAGUGAAUCCUGCCAGAGGAGCUCUAAUUACCUGUCCUAAGGUCAGCUGAAACAUGGCUACCAACAACCUCCACCAGUCCGUGGGAUCCUCCAAAAACUCCGAUGGGUUCCAGAAUGAAGUGGUGGCACCUUACAACUCAAAGCUGGUCUCUGAGAUGGAGGAGCCUGUAACACUGACUCCUUCUGCCUUCCUGAAGGAGAUGUCCCUCACCACGGAGCAGAGGCUGGCCACCAUCCACAGCACUCGACGGCCCCACGUUGUUCAGCUACUGGAUAUAAGUGACACCUCCCAUCAAAAGUUCUCCUCAGUUGACCUGGAUCAGCCCUUGUUCCAGCCUUUCCCACCUGAAGUGGUGUUUCAGAGCUACGUCCCCUGCGAGGUCUACGAGGUUCCCCUGGUUCUGAGGAACAACGACAGGGUUCCUCGGCUGGUGAAGGUUGUCUUGGAGAGCUCACCUUACUUCAAGCUGAUCAGCCCUGGUGACGUGUCCCGUAAGGUAGCACCUGGCAUGCUUUCCACUUUCCGCAUCCUUUUCACCCCUGAGGAGAACAAGGACUACUUCCACCAACUCACCUGCAUCACAGAGAGGGAGAAGUUUGUGGUGCCCAUCCGAGCCAUAGGAGCCCGAGCUAUCCUGGACUUCCCUGACCAGAUCAACUUCUCAGUCUGCCCAGUCAAGCACAGCACACAGAGAACUCUGCUGGUUUGCAACGUUGGCAACCGUGAGGCUCGUUACAGCAUCAGCACCCACAGCCCUUUCUCUGUCGAUCCCUCCGUUGGGACCCUUAGUAUUGGUGACACCGUGCAAGUAACAGUGGAGUUCUACCCACUGAAGACUGGAGACCACUGCGGGUCCCUGGUGGUUCACUACGACACAGGUGAAGAUGUUCUCACAAGCCUGUAUGGAGCAGCGGUGGAUGUCAACAUCAGGCUGGACAGGAACUCUUUGAUGAUUGCAAAGACUUACCUGACACUGGCAAACCAGAGAUCUGUGGUCAUCCACAACCGGAGCAACAUCAUAGCCCACUUCCAGUGGAAGGCUUUUGUUAAUCAGGAAGAGGAGGAUCAGCAGAAGCUGAGGCUGUGUCACAGGCUGCGGAGGCAGGAGGAGGAUGAGAUGGAUCGCUUUAUUGAUGAGUGCAUGCUGGACCCCUCUCUGCAGGAGCACCUCACCGUUCUCUGUCGUGUCUUCCAGAACAACCGUGCAAAAGUGCAAGGAGACUCCAUGCUCUUCUCCGAUGACAUCUUCACCAUUGAGCCAGUGGAGGGAGACGUCUGGCCAAAUUCUUCAGCUGAAAUUAAUGUGAUGUUUAAACCCCGAGAAGCCAGGCUCUAUCAGCUGACCGUCUACUGUGACAUCUCAGGCCGUGAGACCAGGCUGCCCCUGCGCAUCAAAGGGGAAGGCGAAGGGCCACGGCUGCGCUUCAGCUUUGACCAGCUGGACAUCGGGAAGGUGUUUGUGGGCUCAGCCCACAACUAUGAGGUCAUCUUGUUUAAUAAAGGACCCAUCGAUGCUCUCUUCCACAUGGUGCCUUCAAGCACAGCGCUGGGCUCCUGCUUUGCCUUUGUUCCCCGCGAGGGCCUGGUCCCACCGGGCGGCCUGCAGCACAUCCGCAUCUCCUUCUGCUCCACCAUCCUGGGGCAGUUCACGGAGCAGUUAGGGGUCAACGUGCACGGCUGCCCCCAGCCCGUCACCUUGACUGUCAGAGGCUGCGUCAUUGGACCAACCUUCCACUUUGAUGUACCUUCCCUCCACUUUGGUGACGUCUCCUUUGGCUUUCCUCACACCUUGUCGUGCCGCCUCAGUAACACCUCCUUGGUGCCCAUGACAUUCAGCCUCCGCAUUCCUGGGGACGGCUCUGGGCCCCCCAGCGUGAGCAGCUCUACCCAGGUGUUGGACAACACUCUUCUGUCCUGGAAGAUGGGGCUUCCAGCUCACCCCAAGCCCACCGAAUUCACCGUGAUGCCCUCCAGAGGGACCAUCCGUGCCCAGGGGACGCAGGAUGUGCAGGUCACCCUGUGCUCCAACACAGUGAAACAGUAUGAGAUGGCGCUAGUGGUGGAUGUGGACGGCGUUGGCACUGAGGUGCUGGCCCUUCUCCUUACAGCCAGAUGUGUGGUUCCCCACCUGCGGUUGCUCAGGUCUGUGUUGCCCUUUGGGUUCUGCUUCCUACAGCACCCCUACCAGCGGCCACUGACCCUGGUGAACGACAGUGACGUUCCUGGCUGCUACGGACUCCUGCCCCAGGAGCCCCAGGAGGGUGCUGCUGUGCUGUACUACAGCCCAGCACCAUGCGGGAUCAUCCAGCCCCACAGCUCGGUGGAGGUGCCAGUGACACUGCGGGCCCAGGUGACAGGCAAGCAACUGACGGCGGCUUUGGUUGCAGUGUUUGGGAGAGAGGAAUUCCCACUGCAAGUCUAUUUAGAGAACACUGGAGAAGGCCCAGUUGUCUACGCACAACCAAGUAAGCUAAAUUUCGGCCGGAUCCCAGUUCUUCAAGAUGCUUCCCAAACUUUGCACCUCUCCAACCAGGCUUUCAUCCCUGCAUCAUUCUGGACAGAGAUGGAUAGAGAAGAUUCAUGCUGGAGGGUUGAACCCAAGCAAGGCAUCAUCCCCCCCGAGUCUGAAGUGUCACUGGCUGUCAUAGCCAACCUGGACGACACCCAGAAAUUCCAGGACAAUCUGAACAUCUUCAUAGAGAACAGCAGCUCCUACGUGAUCCCCGUCCAGGCUGUUGGCAUCGGCACCACCAUCGUCACUGAUAAACCCUUUGCACCAGAGCUUGACCUGGGGCCACACUUCAGCAUGAGUUCCUGCUCUUAUCACUUCAAGAUAACAAACAAGGGAAGGCGCACCCACCAGCUCUACUGGACCACAGAAGGCUUUGCUCCAUUCCGCCAGCACGAUCGCCUUCCAUCCGUGGGUGGCACCAAGGACAGCUCCCCCAAGGGCCCCGUGUUCAGACUUUGGCCACUGAGGAUGGAGCUGAUACCGGGCAGGACGAUGGAGAUGAUACUGGAAGGCUUCUCCAGCACCCCAAGGGUGGUGACAGAGCGGCUGCUGUGCCAUGCCAUCAUAGGCAGCAAGAUAGUGAAGACUCAGAUCAUGCAGGUGGAUGUCACAUGUGAGUUCAUUGCCCCUGUCCUGCAGCUCUCCUCUAGGGAAAUCACUUUCCGGGUGGAGAAGCAACCCAGUGAUGUCCUAACUGCUCAGCACGAACCUCUGUGCUUGAAGAACAUCUCCUCCCUGCCGCUCAGUGUGGUGCUGCGCGUGGAGCAGCCCUUCUCACUCUGCAACGCAGCACAGCAGCCUCUCUCCGUGGACACCAAGCCACUAAAGCUGAACACUGGGGAGGAACAUCACCUCACCAUCAGAUUUAACCCUGACUAUGAAGAGGGUUUAAACAUCCGGGUAGCAGAGCGGACUCUGAAUAUACGAUUUCUUGAGCACCCUCUUGAGGAGCACGUUGCCAUUCGGGGGGAAGUCUACUUCCCAAACCUUCACAUGGAGACCAUGACCGUGGACUUUGGCUGCAUCUUGAAUGACACCGAGGACGUGCGUUACGUUGAGGUGACCAACUGCAGCCCGCUGCUCGUGCGGUACCGCUGGUCGUUCCUGGCAGGCAGUCAUGUGAGCCAGAUGAGAUUCAGUCCUCCGGUACCUAAGUAUUUCAUCAACCCCCAACCAAAGAAAGAAGAGGGAGCCUCGAUGGAGUCCUUGGCAUCAGCAGACAGCAGCGGCCAUGAUAUGGACAUGAAGGAGGCAGCCCAAGUGGUGGGAGCAGCAGUAGAACCUGCCUCAGAGCCAGCAGAUGCAUAUGGGUCCCCGGAGACUCAGUUGCUACCACCUGCUGUCAAGGACCUGCAGAGUGCUGCAGAGGCUCCGAGCCUGGUGGAGACCAAGGAACCAAUGCAGUUUGUGGAGAACGAGCCCCUUGCUUUGGGUGUGGAGGAGGUUUUUGACAUCCUGCCACUCUAUGGUGAGCUGCAGCCAGGAGAGAGCCAGCAGGUCACCUUCACCUUCUUUGGCCAUGCCAACAUGGUGGUCCACAUCACAGCUCUGUGUGAGGUGGAGGGAGGUCCGACCUACCAGGUGAUGCUCAGUGGGGAGGCCUCAGUCAUCAACUACCUCUUCGAUGUCACAGAGAUCAACUGCGGGCUGCAGCUGUUUAAUGAAUUUGCUGAAGCAGAGCUCACCCUACAGAACAGUGGCAAGGUGGGAUUCCAGUACCGGGUGCUGAGCCCCAGCGACAGCUCUCUGCCCAGCGUGCUCCUGGUGCUGCCCAGCACGGGUUAUGUUGGACCUGGCCAGGAGCAGGUGAUGAAAGUCUCCUACUUACCAGGCGUGCCUGGAGCCUUCUGCAGGACUUUCCAGAUCCAAGUGGGGCACCUGGAACCAGAAACCAUCACUCUGAAAGGGGAAGGGAGCUUUCCCAGGAUCUGCAUGGAUCUGCCCAGGAAUAUCAGAGGAAAUGAAAAGUACGAAAAGAUCCUCCAGGAGGCAAGAGAGAAGGUGGAGAAAGAGAGCCAGACAGAUGAAGCUGUUGUUCCUGGGGAGGACCCGGCCACUGAGACACCCGUGGAUGACCAGGAUACAAUGUUGGACAUUCGGCUGCAGAUGCAAAUGGAAGAGAUGCUGGUAGAGGAACGUGCUUUGGAGCAGCAGAAGCUCCUGGUCUCCUGUCCCCCAGAGGACUAUUACUUUGACAAGCAAGCUCGUCAGAGGCUUCUCAGGGUGCAGCUGCCUGAGUACAUCCUGAACUUUGGCCAUGUCAUUCUUGGUAACAUCCACACACACAUUGUGAAGAUCACCAACACUGGGCAGCUGCCCGUAUCCUUCUGUGCAGUUGGACGUGUCCUGCGUGACACAGGUUUCACUGUGGAGCUGGACCGUGUGACAGACCUGCCAUACUGCGAGACCCAGACCUUCGAGGUGCGCUUUGACCCGCAGAGUGCCAACGUGCCACUGGGAGAAGCAGAUGUGCUGCUGCCCAUCAAGGUCACAGGAGGCCCCACAUUUCACCUCCGCCUUCAUGCCUGCGUGACUAUGCCAUCCCUCUGCAUCUCCAGGGAUAGCCUGGAGUUCUCCACUGUCCAGUGUGGGCAGUGUCAGGAGGAAACCAUCCAGCUCUACAAUCGGUUCCAGGUGCCCUGUAAAUGGUUUGUUACCUUGAAGGAGCCUGUUAAGAAGGUGGAUAAAUAUUUGCCAGCAAACGUGCGACGGAAGCUGCUGCAGGAGCUGAAGGCCAAGCCCUGCGCCUUCGAGGUGCUGCCCUUGGCUGGAGACAUCGCCCCAGGGCAGCGAUGCAACAUGAGGGUCAGAUUUACACCCACUGAAGAGAGAUCCUACAGAUGCGAGCUGAAGAUUAACAUUUGCCAGAGCAGCCAGCCCCUCCAGCUGCAAGUCACAGGGCAUGGGCUGGAGCCACAACUGGAGUUUGACCCCCCAGUGCUCGAGCUGGCACCUGUGCUGCCAUACAGCGAUGGGUCAGCAGGAACAGUGGUGGUGAAGAACCCAUGCGAGUUCCCCAUUGAGUUUUACUCGCUGGAGUUUGACCAGCAGUACCUUGCUGAGGAGCAGAUCCUGCAGAUGCUGAAGGACUACGAUUGCCGCAAUACCCUAUUGCUGCCCCCACGUGCCCCAGGUGAGAACCUGCCCCCGGAGGUGCUGGAGUACUACCAGGACCACCAGAAGAGGCUGCAGGAUGAGCAGACCAAGUCCAGGACUGGGGAUCCAGAAGGCCAGGACAAUGCCAAUGGCGAAGAUGUCCAGUCUCUCUUGGAUCAAGAAGAAAAGCUCUCUGCUGGGAUCAGUCAGUCCCUCUCAUCAGUCAUUCCCCUCUCCACUUCUGAUGAAAGCCAGUCUAAUAAGUUGGAUGCUAAAUCUGAAAAGGGAGAAGAGGAGCAGAAUCUUGCAGAGCAUCAGCAGAGCACCAGUGGCAGCAAGGAGGCUGCAGGAGAACUGGACGACAGCCCUGUCUUCAGAGCCAUCGCUCGUCACCUGGGCAUUGAUAUCUCUCCUGAAGGCCGUGCGGCCCAAAACCGCCGAGGGAUCGCCAUCAUCAUCCAUGGGGCACCCCUGACGGGAAAGACAUCGGCCGCAGUCACCCUCUCCAGACAUUACGGCGCGGCCUGCUUGUCCAUCGACUCGCUGGUGAUGGAGGCCAUCUCUGACAGGAGCAGCUCAGCUGGGAUCCAUGCACGGGAACUGUGCCUCAGGGCUGCCAUAGAGCAGAGCCAGAAGGAGGCUGAGGAUGCAGGUCAAAGCACAGACCCCCUCAGCACUGAGCACAGUCACAGCCUGGAAACAAACCAGUCCAACUCUGGGGACAAGACCAGCGUCCACUCCACCAGCUCCCGCAGCCGGGUGAGUGCAGGGAUGGGCAGGAGGAAAUCGGAUAACCAUGCACCUCAUUCCCAGAAACAGCAUCACACAGACCCGACAGGCUCACAGGGCUCCUCCAGCUCUCAACACCUUUCGAUGCUUCCCUGUGUCCCUGCACCUCAGUGGCUGAACAUUGAGGGCAGCGCAGCAGGAGAGACGGGCUUGUUGAGCUGUGUGCUGCCUGAUGAUGUGCUGGGAGCCAUCCUCUCUGAGAGGCUGCAGCUGAGUGACUGCUACAAGGGAGUAGUGUUCGAUGGCCUGGAGACCCUCUUUGCACGCAGCAUGGCGUCUGCUCUCCUCUGCCUGCUCAAAGCUGUCAACAACCGACCUUACAUCUAUUUUGUGAACCUGUUCCAGGACUAUGCCUCUUGGAGAGCCAAAGAGAUGGCUGCAAAAGAGAAGGAAGAACGGGAGCAGGAAGAAGCUGCCAGGAGGGAGAGAGCACACCUUCUGGAGAUGGAUGAGGAGGAAUAUGAUGCCCUCACCGAGGAGCAGAGAGCUCAGUUUGAUGACAAAAUACUACAAAUCCAGCGUGAGAGGAGGAGGAGGAUGGAGCAGCUGGCUCGAGAGCUUGAGGAAAAGCAGAGGCAGGAACUAGAGCGCUUGAGGGAGGAAGAAGAGCUAAAGAAGAAGUCUAAGCGGGGAAGGAAAGAGCUUGGGAAAGAAAAAGACAGUGCCCAGGGGAAGAAAAGCCAGCAUGGAGUCAAACAAAAUGCCACCGCAUCCAGCAGCCACCGCCCAGACACCAGCGAUGGGGUGGACAGAAAGGGGUCUACAAAGGAGCACUCAGACUCUGCUGUAGGUGACAAGGAUGAGAGGAAGUCAAGCAAGGUUCACCCAACAAAUGCCAGCCCAGCAGUGUCCGAGCACCCCAUCUCCACAGAGCAGGAGGAAGACACAGAGCAGACGUUGAGUGAGAGCGAGAAGAUGAUGGCCAUGAGGUUUAAGAUCUAUGAGGCAUCACAGAAAGAUAUCACUUAUAUUUUAUCAUACUGGGACAGGGUUCAGGGCGCUCUGGCGUCCUCUUUGGGCCUGGAGGAUGUGUGGCAGAAGGCAGAAGAGCAAAGUGCUCAUGUAUCCAGCCGCAAGAGCAAGAGGGACAGGGAGAAGGAGCGCCUGGAGAAGGAGCGUCAGGAGAGGGAGAGGCAGGAAAAACUGAAGGCUCUCGAGGAAGCCCAAGCACAGGCAGGGGAAGGUGCAGAAGGGCCCCCAUUCGGGGUGCCUUGUUUGGAUAUCCAGGUACUGGAUGCAGAGGACGCUAUUGGGAAGAUCCUGGAGAGUGGCAAGCUGCCCCCAGCAGAGCAGAUCCUGGAUAGCCUGGGUCUGGGGCCCUCAGGGCCUCCCAUUCCUCCUACUGCAUUUUACUCUGUGAUCCACUACCCAGAGAAGCGAGUGGCCCCAACAGGAGAAGCCCUCAAGCACUUUGUCUUCAUAAUGCCAGACAGUGCAAUGGCAGAAGAAAAGGAAUUCAAAAGUCUUGAGGAUGCCCCCAUCACGCCUACCUCGAAGGUGUCAGAGGAGCAGCUCACCCCCACCAAAGGAAAAGCAAGGAAGGAAAAAACUGAGGGCAACAAGGAGGUCAAGAAAGAGAAGCGGAGCUCAGCCCGAAGCAAGAAAAGUCAUGGGACAGGCACGGGAACAUCAGUGCGUCCUGCUGAUGUGGAGCAAAGCAGUGUGGACUUGGCCACCUCUCCAGGGAAGGCCAUCAGGCUGAGCAGCUACCGGUGGAUUGUGCCUGCCUGUGGCCAGGUUGAACUGAAGGUACACUUCACCUCCUCAGUGUUGGGCCAGUUUGACCAGACAAUGAAUUUUGAGGUGCUGGGGACGAAGCGACUGUACCAGCUGCACUGCAGGGGCAUUUGUGUGUAUCCCACCAUCAGCCAGGACCCACGGGUGGUGUUUCCUCACCGAAGGAAGAGCAAAGCAGAUGAUGAUAUCAUCUUCAAGCAGUAUGUCAUGAGCACGGGUGUGUUCCACUUUGGGCCACUGCUCUGUGGGAAGUCCAGAGACUGGUACAAGGCUCUGCCCUACCCCAGCAACUAUGAGAAGAUAACCAUCCUUAACAUCACCCCCUUGGAAGUAGAGGUGCAUUUCUUCUUUGAGCAUGAUCUCAAAGCAGAUACAUUCAUUUCCGACCCUCCCAGCAUGACGUUGAAACCCAAUGAGAAGCAGGAACUGAGCAUUUGGGCGUACCCCACCUCGGCUGGCCUUGUGGAAGACAAGCUUGUGUGCUGCAUUAAGGACAACCCGGAGCCAGUGGUCUUCCAACUGUGCUGCCAAGGGGUGCGGGUGGAGCUGGGGGUCAGCACCAAGCAAGUGCAGUUUGGGAAGCUGCUGCUGCACAGGAGGGAGAGCAAGCAGCUGGUGCUGCGCAACCCCACCUUGCUGCCUGUAGCCUGGAGGUUCAGUGGGCUGGAGAACCUCGGUGAGGAUUUCUCCGUGUCGCAAAGUGAAGGCACAGUGGAACCCCGUGCAGAACUGGAGGUCUAUCUGUAUUUCAAAGCCACGAAGGUUCUCAGCAUUAAGAAGACCGUCCGACUGGAGAUUUCAGAUGCAGAAAACAUCCUGGGAAUUGCUCAGACAGAAAAUAUCCAGAUCCAAGCAGAAGCCUAUGAUGUCGCUCUGAGCAUCAGCAUUUCCAAAGGUAUGGAUGGCAAUGUGGACUUUGGAGUCCUCAAGGUACAGGAUGAUGCAAAGCAAGUGUUAACCCUGAAGAACAAAGGGAAGUAUGAGAUUGCAUACAGCUUCACUGUGGAAAACGCAGAUACCAACAUUCCAGACUUAGAAUCCCACUUUGCCAUCCAGCCACAGUCAGGGCUGCUGCCUGCCUCCGAGCGCCCUGUGCACGUCCAUCUGACCUUCCACCCCACGGCAGAAAUAGAUAUCCAGGAGAAACCCAUCCUGAAGUGCCAGGUGAUUGAGCCCAGCAUCUGCGAAGGAGGGGAGGCCAUUGCCAUCAUCCCGGUCAACGUGUCUGCCAAGGCCUUGUUCAGCAAGUACAGCAUCACCCCAGCCUCACUCAUUGACUUUGGGACUGUGGUGAAUGGCACCAAGAAAACCUGCAACUUAAUCCUGGAGAACAAGGGCAGCCUUGACUUCAAAUAUGUGAUCUGCAAAGCAGAGCAGGAGGCAUUUGGGCCAAGAAGGAAAAGUGUCAAUCACGAGAUGUCCGACCACUCUCAUGAAAGUGAAAGCACUGACAAAGUGCCCAAUUCUGGGAAGCAAAACAAGCAGCCUCAGCAGAAGGACCCCUCAAUGCAGGCACGCUUCACACUUGGCAUGUUCACGGUGUACCCUGGCUUUGGCUCCAUCCAUCCUGGGGAGCAGCAGACCAUCACGGUGGAUUGCCAGGCAGAGCCAGAGGGGACCUGUGAGGAGCACUUAUCAAUUGAUAUCAGUGACAGAGACCCCGAGGACAAUCCCUGUGGCAUCCCCUAUACCCUGCUGGCUGAGUCCUGCCUUCCAGCGUUUGUGGUUGAUGACGUAGGUUCCAUCUUUGAGGAGCAUCGUAUCUGCAGCAAUGCCAACCUCUGCCAGAUCCUGCAGACCGUGCAGGACAAAGGUGUGUUCAUCACAGAUGAGAACAAGUUCAUCUUCACCAAUGUUCUGGUUGGGCACCGGGCCACAGCCCGCUUCAAGAUCCGCAAUGUGGGCAAAGUCCCCUGUGAUGUGAUCCUCUCCAUCAAGCCCAUCUCUGCUAAGAACAGCCGCAUCAGUGACAUCUUUGAGGUGGAUCCCACUCAGAUGUGUGUGCCCAGCCACUCUCAUGCCUUUGCUACAGUGACCUUCACUCCGCAAACAAUGCAGAGCUACCAGUGCACUUUUGAGGCUUGCCUUGAAACCCAGGCAAGCCCAGCAGCAAUUAAAUCACAAAGCCUGACAUUUGAUAUCAGUGGGGAGGGGAACCUGCCUCGGGUGACGGUCCUGCGCCCAGUGCUUUGCAACAAGAAGGGGAACCCUCUGCUCCUCUUCAAGAAACUGUUGCUUGGUGAUUCGGAAAAACUCCCUCUGGUCCUUCAGAAUGGUGGCAUCAUACCUGUCCAGGUGCUGAUAGAUCUGUUGGAUGAAGCAGGAGCUUUCUUCUUGAAAGCCAGGCCCACCACACACUGCAUCUACCAGACUGCAGAUACAAAGGAGAAUUCUACUGGAGAAGGGAGAAAGCCCCACACUGCUUCCUUGGUCCUACAUCAUGGGGAAUCAGCAGAGUUCGACGUGCUUUUCAAACCCAAACUGCCCCAGCGUGCAGAAGGGCAGAUUCACCUGUCUGUGGUGGACAACCCAUAUGAGGAAACCUACGUCCAGCUGGUGGGUGAGGGCUACGAGGAUGAUUUCACACUAGAUAACAUCCAUGGACUUCUGGCUGAGAGCUUUGAGGAGAACACUGAAGGCAAUCUGGAGGAGGAUGUCAUUGAAGCUGUCAGAGUGGAUCACAUCCAGUUUGGGGACUGUCACAUUGGGAAGCCCUACCAGGUGACCUUCACAGUCACCAACCGCAGCCAGGCGGAGGCGAUGAGGUUCGAGUGGCUGGCGGACACCCCCUUCCACUUCUCACCCCAGGUGGGACACCUCCACGCUGGCUGUGCUAAGGACAUCACAGUGACCUUGAAGUCGGAUGUUGCAUUUGCCUGCCAAGCGCAGCCUGUGAAGUGUAAGGUGGCCAGGAUCUCCUUCCAGCUGCCAGCAGAGCAGGUCACCGACUGGGACGACCGCCUGCACACUGUCAAAUGGGUGGAUACCACCAUGGGGGAGACGGCUACGUGGCCAGUCAAGAAGAAGGUGAUUGAGACAGACCCAGAACCAGCUCACACCGUCCUGGAGAAGAGCAGCCGUGAAGUGGAGCUUCACCUGAGCGCUGUCGUUGAUUAUGCUGACUUCAAGCUGGAGGUGGACACAAUUCAGUUCAAGGAGACCUUGCUGUUCCAGACGAGGACAUUCCCUUUCCGGCUGUCCAAUACAGGGAACGUGGCCCUGGAGUACACCUGGAUGGCAGAUGUGGAUGAAAGAGCAGCGAGCCCAGCUGGGGAGCUGCUCCCAGCCGGGCUGGAAGGACGUUGCCUCUCCUCCAUGUCUCGUGCCCCUGUGAAGCUCCCAUUAGGCUGGAUGGGCCAUGCUCUGGAGCACACCUCAUCCUCCCUGAGCUCACCCAGAAGCCCUGGCCAUGCCACCUCAGUGUUCUCUGUCGAGCCCACCAGCGGCACCAUCCCUGCUGGCCAGGAGCAGCUCUUCCAGAUGAAGUUCUCUCCAGUGCGCAUGGGGAAUUUUAAGAACCGCAUGGUCUGCAGCAUUCCUAACCUGAAGCCAGAUCAGAAGGCCCCAGUAGUGGCUGUGAAGGGGAAAAGCCAGAGGCCACGUUGCCACUUUGAACUGGAGGAUUCUGACUACAUCACUGCAAACAGGCGCAAACCGGAGCUGCCGGAGCCCAGAGGGGCAGUGCUUGAUCAGAACACCAGAGUAAUUGAGUUUACAGUAGCUGGGGUGGGCGGCAGGAACAGCAGGACCUUCAAGGUGAUGAACCCAACCAGUUCCACAUACUCCUUUGAGUGGACAUGCCAGGACCCUGAAGCCCCACCAGGACAGAAAGCUUUCUUCUGCCUCACAGAAAGAGGGCAGAUCCAGCCUGGGAAGAAAGCAGAGAUGAAGUUUGAAUUCAUUCCCCGGCAUCUGGACGUCACCGAGUCCUUCUGGGUCUUUACAAUACCUGAGAAGAGAAUUUCAGUCCUGUUCCUGCUGGUGGGACACAGCGCUGAACCACUAGUGACCCUGGACAGGUCCUACUUGAACCUCCAAUUGCAGUUAGUUGGGCACAAAGUACAACAGACCAUCUAUAUGAUCAACAGUGAGAAGGAGGCUUUCACCUUUGCCUUCAGAGAAAGCUCACUCUUCCCAGAGGGAUACAGCACCUCAGUGAAAGUAGAGCCCAUGAAAGGCUCCAUCGCUCCCCUUUCAAGAUUUCCCAUUACAGUUGCCUUCACGCCAACACUAGAAGGUGAGGUGGUCUUCAACCUCAAGUGCGAUGUCAAGAGGAAGACAGAGCCCCUCUCCCUGAAUAUCAAGGCCACUAGCUAUACCAUGAGCGUGUCUGUCAGGUGUGAGGACAGUGAUGGUGGUGUAACUGAGCUCAGUGCACAGGAGGUCAACAUCAUUGACUUCAAGGAGGUGCAGCUGAAUGAGAGCACCCAGCGCACCUUCAGCAUCCACAACAAUGGCAAGUUCAGCUUUGCCUUCUCGUGGGAGCUGAGUGGCCCCAUAUCCCGGGUGCAGCUCCUGUCCCUCAGCCCCAUGACGGGCAGCGUGCAGGCUGAGGGCAAGGUGGACAUCCAGCUGGUUUUUCACCCGCGGAAAAUGUGCUCACUAAAGAAUGUAGAGCUGACACUGAAGAUCAGCAAGGGUCCUAUGUUUAUCUGUGCGUUCCUGGCCACCGUGGUAGUGCCCACUGUCUACUUCUCAACCACCAGACUCAACUUCGGAGCCUGCUUCAUCUACCACGCCGGGAUGCCACCUGCCCAGCAGACCUUUACCAUCACAAACAAAGCAGACAGGGAUGUCAGUCUGAACUGCUUGUUCAUCAACACCGUGCACCUGGAGGUGGAUUUCCCGGGGUACAUCCUUUGCCCAGGAGCGACGGUGGAGGUGCCCAUCACUUUCUAUCCCAGAGAAGUUACAUCUUACCACGAGCUCAUAACUUUCGACAUCAAUGGUCUUUGUCAACGGACUGUUGAGGUCCUAGGAAAGGGUGCAGAAAUGAAGGUGGACGUUGUGGAACCCCCAGGGAAGGUGGUGAAGCUGGGAGCCCUCUCUGUGGGACAGACAGUGAAGAAGGUUGUUACCAUAGCAAACAAUAGUGUUGCCCCUCUCACUUUUAAUCUCUGUUUCAUGCCCACCACUCCAGAACUGCAAGAAGAUGGGGUUCUCUGCUUUCACCCCAGCAGUGAACUAAGUUUGAAACCCAAAGGAGAUACCAUUAAAGUGAAGGUGAUCUUCUCCCCAAAGCAACGCAUUCAGCCAUUCACUGAAGAAGUGAUGCUGGAGAGCAGCGGGCUGCUGCGCUCCCUGUUCAUGGUGCAGGGCUCCUGCCAGGGGAUUUGCGUCAGCUUGGACCAGGAGCACCUCAGCUUUGGAGCAGUGAUGCAGCAGAGCUGCGCAUCCCAGCGUAUCAUCAUGCAGAACACUGGCGACGUCGGAGUCAAGUUUCAGUGGGAUAUCAAGAGCUUCAAGCCAGAUUUCUCCAUCAGCCCCACAAAGGGUUACAUCUCCCCAGGGAUGGAUGUCCCCUUCAUGGUGAGAUUCCACCCAUCGAAGAUGAGCCUUGCUAUCCGGUAUGAGGGGCUGCAGUGCUUCAUCCAGGGCAGUGAGCCGCUCUGCCUUACGCUGACAGGGUGCUGCAUGGACACCCCCAUCGUCAAAGAGACAUUGAUUUUUUCAUGCAAUGUGCGUGAGAUGGACAGCCAGACCAUCCUCCUGUCCAACCCAAGCAAUGAGCCCUGGACUGUGAAGCCUGUCAUCGAGGGUGAUCACUGGAAAGGGCCUGAAUGUAUCCAUCUAGAGGGGAAUCAACAAGAGAAGCCAUACACAAUUACCUAUGAGCCCCUAACCAUGAGCUCUGAGGAAAGGAAGCAUCAGGGCUCCAUCUUCUUCCCGUUGCCAGAUGGGACAGGCUUAUACUACCUCCUGCAUGGGACUGCUGAGGACCCAGAUUGUUCAGGGACCAUUGUGCGGGAGGUGCCAUGCAGGACUCCCUAUACUGUGAUCCUUCCUGUCUCCAACUGGCUGAACAAACCACAGAGGUUCCUUGUGGUAAUAGAUAUACUCAAACCAGAGGACGUGGAGAGUAGUUCUGUGCUGCAUGGGCUGGAUUUCAUUGAUGUGCCUGGCUCUGGGAAGAAGGACUACAAGCUCACGUUCCUCUCCUACAAGGAAGAAGUCUUUAGUGCAAUGGUGACCUUCAUCAAUGAGGUGACCGAGGAAUACUUGUUUUACACGGUCACUUUCAAGGCCAUUGCUUCAGGACCCAUCGGCACUGUUGAAGUGAGUGCUGCUGUCCGGCAGAGCGUGUCUUCCAGCAUCAAGGUGGAUAACCCUCUUGAUGACCCUGUGGUGUUUGACAUCGAUUGCAAAGUGCCUGAGAUCACUGUUCCCCCCCAUUUCACUGUUCCUGCUCAGUCAGAGGCCGAUCUUGUCUUUGAGUACCAGCCUUUGAAGGUAGGUGAGAGCACUGAGCGCCUGAUGCUCCACAGCACUGAUUUGGGCUCAUGCUACUAUGAGCUGAUCCUGAAAGCCACGACUAGCAAGCCAGAGAAACCACUGUACUUCUGCACUACACUGGGCUCUAACCAGACCAUCACCACCAAAAUCAUGAAUUACAACCGCCAGAAGACAGAGUACAUCCUCCAGACCGACUGUGCUGAUUUCCAGACAGAGAAGACCAUCACCAUGCCACCUGCCAGCCUGGGGGGCUCGGAGGUGAGCGUAGAGGUGACCUACGAGCCCUGCCAGCUGGGCGAAUCCCGGGCCACACUGCAGCUCCUGGGCCCUCCAGGAGGGGACUACAGCAUCCCACUCUUUGGCCUUGCCCUGGCUCCCAAGCCACAGGGCCCCUUCCUCAUCAAGGCCGGUGGCAGCACCAACAUCCCCUUCAAGAACAUCUUCCCCCAGCCCACGACCUUCAGGUACAGCGUGGAGAACCCGGCCUUCUCCGUGCGGGCCACCGAGACCCUGCGCCCCAAGAAGAACAUCUUCAUGGCCGUGUCCUUUGAGGGCAACCCGGAUGGCACCAAGACCCCCAUCAGCAGCCGGCUGGUGGUCUCCUGUGCCCGAGCAGAUGGGCUGGGAGCCGGCAUCUCCUGGGUGUUCUACCUGCGGGGGCUGCCCCUUGAGAAGUGAUGGGGGUGGAGGUGGCCACCAUGGGCACAGAGGUGGCCGAGGGGGCUCGCGGUGCUGUUGUGGGGCCUGUGUCAUGGUGUGGAAUAAAGCACAGGCAGUGCAGAGUGCUGUGUUUGGAGUAAAGCA